Cephus cinctus (wheat stem sawfly) is the source of this 5187-nucleotide messenger RNA. Its product is annotated as manganese-transporting ATPase 13A1. Gene Ontology annotation, biological process: intracellular calcium ion homeostasis. Gene Ontology annotation, molecular function: P-type ion transporter activity; ATP binding; ATP hydrolysis activity. NCBI's taxonomy places the organism in Eukaryota, Metazoa, Arthropoda, Insecta, Hymenoptera, Cephidae. The record is from RefSeq and is a predicted model, not a curated record. Gene Ontology annotation, cellular component: endoplasmic reticulum membrane. The transcript has 18 exons. Bases 26 to 3550 code for a protein of 1174 amino acids.
UUUCUAGCGACGGCGCAGCGUAAUCAUGGCGACGGUCUCUUCGCCGCGGGUGGAUGAACUUGUGCAAACUGUCAGCCUGCAUAAUCCGCGUAGACUGUUAUUUAACGGCUACAUUUUACCCUUUCUGAUUCUUCAGAUCGUGUGGAUUUACUGUUGGGUUUAUAUUUAUGGGCUCGAGGAGUAUUACGAUGCUGGCCUCCUUGGCAUCGCGGCUAUCGGCAUAUUACAGAUAUUCACAUGUCUCUGUUGCCAGUGGUCCGUCCACGUGCAUACCUUUCUUAAUUGUAGUUCGUGCAAGAGCCCGUAUGAAGCUAAAAUGGUGAAAGUUGUGCCCACUCCAAACAAUGGCAGUUCGGAGUUAGUGAAUUUACAUCAUGUGAAGAAUCAAGAACCUUGGUUUAUCUUUCAAAAGACAAAAUAUGUGUGGGAUUCUGAGAAGAAGCAAUUUCAGGGCCUCCAGUUUCCUGUUCACCUUACACAUCACCAUUACUGCGAAUGGAAAGGAUAUCUCAGUGAAAAUGAAGUCAGCGCUGCUGAAGAGAAAUAUGGAAAGAAUACGUUGGAUAUGGUGGUCCCUGAAUUUUGGGAAUUAUUCAAAGAGCGUGCUAUAGCACCAUUUUUUGUUUUCCAAGUAUUCUGUGUUGCUCUAUGGUGUCUAGAUAAGUAUUGGUACUACAGUAUCUUUACUCUUAUCAUGCUGAUCAUGUUUGAGUGCACCCUUGUACAACAACAAUUGAGGAAUAUGGCAGAAAUAAGAAAAAUGGGCAAUAAACCUUAUAUGAUAAUGGUAUACAGAAACAGACGAUGGCGACACACGUUUACAGAUCAGCUCGUUCCUGGAGAUAUAGUUUCUAUUACAAGGUCUCAGAAUGAUAAUCUAGUACCUUGCGAUAUGCUACUAUUGAGAGGUCCAUGUAUCGUAGAUGAGAGCAUGUUAACAGGUGAGUCUGUUCCACAAAUGAAGGAGCCCUUAGAAGAUAUAGACUGGAGAAAAGAAGACAAAGAAUUGGACAUUGAAGGAGAUGACAAAUUAUGUAUUCUAUUUGGAGGAACCAAAGUUGUACAGCAUACACCACCCAGUAAAAACUCAUCAGGACUCCGAGCAACUGACAAUGGAUGUGUCGCUUACGUUUUACGUACUGGUUUUUCAACCUCACAAGGCAAACUCCUCAGAACCAUUUUGUUUGGCGUAAAACGCGUCACUGCUAAUAAUUUAGAAACAUUUGGAUUCAUUUUGUUUCUGUUAAUAUUUGCUGUAGCUGCUGCUGCUUAUGUAUGGAUAAAAGGAAGUGAAGAUCCAACGAGAAAUAAGUAUAAGCUCUUCCUGGAAUGUACACUGAUUUUAACAUCAGUAGUUCCACCUGAAUUGCCUAUUGAAUUGUCGUUAGCAGUAAACACAUCUCUGGUGGCAUUAUCAAAAUUAGGUGUAUUUUGCACGGAGCCGUUUAGAAUUCCUUUUGCCGGUAAAAUCGAAAUUUGCUGUUUCGACAAGACAGGAACAUUGACCAGCGAUAACCUGGUAGUGGAAGGAAUAGCUGGAGUUAAUAAUAGUUCGGAAGUGAUACAACUCUCCGAAGCACCAAUAGAGAGUGUGCAGGUUUUGGCAACCUGUCACUCGCUAGUUCAAUUAGAUGAUGGAAUUGUAGGUGAUCCCUUAGAAAAAGCUACUUUAAAAGCAGUCAAUUGGAAUCUCACUAAAAGCGAUGCUGUCAUUCCAAAUCGUGCCAAAUCACCAGGAUUCAAGAUCUUCCAGCGCUAUCAUUUUUCGUCGACCUUGAAGAGAAUGAGUGUCAUAGCUGGAUAUACACUUCCUGGUUCCUCGGAUGUUCAAUAUGUAGUUACUGUUAAAGGUGCUCCAGAGACUUUGAAAUCUAUGUUUGCUUCAGUACCAGAUAAUUAUGACUCGACUUAUCUGUCUUUGUCCCGUCGUGGAGCCAGAGUUUUAGCCCUAGGACAUCGUAAACUACCCGGUCAGCUCUCUACCCAGGAACUAAGAGAACAGACUCGCGAUCAGUUAGAGAAGAAUUUGACGUUCGCUGGUUUCGUCAUUAUAAGCUGUCCUUUGAAAUCUGAUUCGAAAGCUGUGAUUAAAGAAAUUCAAAAUGCUUCUCACUCGGUUGUUAUGAUCACUGGCGACAAUCCAUUGACAGCUUGUCACGUUGGUCGGGAACUUCAUUUCACGAAGAAGUCUGUCAUGUUGAUUUUGACAGAAUACGAUAAGAAGUGGAUAUGGGAAAGUGUAGAUCAAACUGUGAAGCUAGAACUUGGCGGUGAAAAUUCUAAAGUGAAGGGCAAAGAAAUAUGGCAAGAAUACGGUCUUUGUUUAACAGGAGAGGGUUUAACUUAUCUCACAGAGAAUAAUAGGGAGCUUCUAUUGAAUUUGUUACCACAUGUAGUAAUAUUUGCAAGAUGUGCACCGAAGCAAAAGGAAUUCAUUAUAGUUACACUACAAAAUUUGGGUUACGUAACACUUAUGUGUGGAGAUGGUACUAAUGAUGUGGGAGCAUUGAAACAUGCCCAAGUGGGCGUUGCAAUUCUAUCAAGUCCUCCUGAACGUGCAGUAGCAGAAAAACGUGAACCUGCAGCAGCCUCUAGUCAUGCAUCAACAAGUUCAUCAAUUAGUAACGGACCAAGGAUGAGUGCCCGACAGCAACAUAUUAAUAACACGCAGGCUAAAAUUCAAAAAUUACUAAAAGAGUUGGAAGAGCAAGAUCAAUCCGUGAUUGUGAAGUUAGGAGAUGCAUCAAUAGCCGCACCAUUUACUAGCAAACUAUCAUCGAUUCAAUGCAUAUGCCAUAUUAUUAAACAGGGUCGGUGCACUUUAGUUACUACCUUGCAGAUGUUAAAAAUCUUAGCACUAAAUGCACUUGUAUUGGCCUAUAGUCAAUCUGUUCUUUAUUUGGAUGGAAUCAGAUUUAGCGAUGCUCAAGCAACACUACAGGGUCUUCUAUUAGCUGCUUGCUUUCUGUUUAUAUCAAGAUCUAAACCACUGAAAACACUUUCUAAACAGAGGCCACUGCCGAAUAUCUUCAAUUUGUAUACAAUCCUGACAGUACUUUUACAAUUCGCAGUGCACUUUGUGUGCCUUAUAUAUCUAGUACGUGAAGCUGUAAUGCUAUCGCCAGGAGAUGACAAGCUCUCCUCCCUUCUGGCACCAACUAAUUCCACAGAGGAUGUUUCUAAAUCCAGCUCAGAGGAUACCGAUGAGGAAGAACCAUUUGAAGCGAAUAUAAUUAACAGCACAGUCUAUAUAAUUUCAAUGGCAUUGCAAGUUUCUACCUUCACCAUCAAUUACAGGGGUCAACCAUACAUGGAGAGUUUAUGGGAAAACAAGGCUUUAUUAUAUAGUCUUCUUGGAACUUCAGCCACCAUUUUUGCACUAGCAUGUGGACUCCUACCAGAUGUAGCUUUUCAAUUUGAGAUAGUCGACUUCCCAAGUGAUUUCCGCAGAACCCUGGUGCUCGUGUUGAUCGCCGAUUUCGUGUUUGCCUUUGUCCUAGACAGGAUGUGUCGAUUUUUAUUAGGCGAUGGAAAGCACAGAAAGCUAUGAUUACACAUCGACUAAGUAAUACAUCAGAUUUUAGUGUAAUGAACAAGUGUACCUAUAUUUUCGUUAUCUGUAUAUGUCGACAGCCUUUUUCUGCAUAGAUAUGACUUUCUAAUACAGAUUUAUUAUUACCCAGUCGAUCUGGACAGAUCGCCGUAUAAUAUUCUGCAAAUAGUCAAACUUUACGUGUUGCAAGUCGGAAAGAAGAUUUCGAAGAUCUUGAAAUAAAUGAAUAAUAUCAAAUUUUCUGAAACGCAGAAAUCGAUAUGCUUGAUCUCGUGAUUUAUUAUUGUCUUUUUCUUUCUAUAUUGUUCAUUAACGUUAAAUCAAAGAAUUGAUUCAAUAAUUGUUAAUAUAAUUAUACGUAUAUAAAGUGAACUGCAGAUUGUAGGUGGUGGUCGAUAAGUAUUUCUACGAUUGUUAGAGAUUGGCUAUCUAAUAUACUUCGAUUUUUGGAUUUAUUAAUUUUUAAUCUGACAGGAUAUAUAUACAUACACACAAACUGAUUCUUACUUCUUACCUUAGAGUUUAUGUAAGACAUAAAGUGUUGUGAGAAAGGAACUCGAUAUUUUUGUUUCUUCGUAUACGUUAAUUGGAUGAGUUUUCAACGUUACGAUCAGUGAAUUGGUGUCCUGAUUUUGACGUCGGAUCAAUCAUUCAUUAGGAACGCAGAACGGGGCUGCACUAUAAUAGGUCGAGUCAUUGUUACCGUGUAACAUAAUAUUUAUGUAAUAAGAGUCAUCUCGGACUCCCAUCGAGAAAGAGAAGUCCUUGCCUUCAUCCGACAGCCUUACGUUUAAAAUUUUGCAACAUAAACGUGAAACGUCAUUACGAGUUUUUCGUGCACAAGCUCACUUAAAGAAAAGGAAAUUCAUACAUUCCACUUGUCUUGGGUGUCUUUCUCGAAGGAGUUUAUCUAAGGCAAUCGAUGGCAAUGUUCUUAUAUUAUUUUCUUUGUUCUUCUCUUUCCUACAAAUAAGGAGUACAAAUUCUACUUUUUAUCAAUUGUAAAACUUCGUUUAUUCGCGUAGAUGAUAAAUUAAACUGUCAUUACGUCACGAGCGCUAAUCCAAUUCACAAUAGAUGCUUCUAUGCAAAUCAAUGAAAAUCAAUCAGUCCUUGUCUUUUUCUUAUGUCAUUUUUCUUCUCAAGGGAUAUGGGACAACGACAAUUCAGUGUCAACAGUCACUCCUUCCCAUUUCAUGAGAUUGAUUAAUUGUUUUUCAUAGACGUCGAUCGACGUCACGUUGGUUAUUUAAUCGUUCCUGAUCAUUAGCUGUUAGGAUAAUCCAUGUACAGUUCGCACGUUCAAAUUAAUCGUUCAUAAAGACUACCGAGAAAAGUGAAUAUUUAGAUUAUCUAGAAUGUUAAAAAAACCUGUUCCAUGGAAUAAUCCGUGCUGAUAUUCACGAGCGUUCAUAAUUAGACAUUUCCCUUAUUGUACGACUGUAGAAUUUAUACCCUUAUAACGUUUACUACACGUAUAAUAUAUAUAUUUCUUUUAAAUAAUAAUAAUACUGAUCAUAACAAUAAUAAUGGUAAGACAUAUAUACCAUUGUACCAUAUGCGUUUACGAUUGCCAAUAAUUACAAAUAAACAUCAUUCCUUGACUAUACUCAUAGCGGAUGAAACAAAUGAUA